CUUGCGACUUGGUGCUCAAUACCACUCUGAUGCUCACGGAGAGAUAGUAAGAGAGAGAGCCAGAGUGCGAGGGAUAGAGAGAGCGAUAGAGAAGUGGAGGAGAGAAGUGAGAGAGCACUGAGAGCGGGAGUGAGAGCAGAGCAGGGUGUGAGCGAGAGAGCACGAGAACCAGAGAGAACGCGCACAUGAAGGAGAGGAGACUGAGGGAAGGGGGUUGUUUUCUGUGUGCUGCUCGUGUGCAUGACUGAGGAGCCUUCCUGCCUGGAUCGUUAGUCAUCUCCAGCCCCAGAGCUGGGCUCUGUGCUCCAUAGGCUGUACUGACUGAGGAACACAGGGACAGACAGACAGAGGCUGGUGGACUUGAGAGGGCUGUGCAGAGAAUGUGCUGGCUGCGUGGGCUCUGUCGCCGUGAUCGCUGUUGCCAGACCCCUCAGCUGCCUCUGCCUCACUCGGCUGCUAUUGCAGGCCCCCCCUUAGCCCAGCACUCGGAGGACAUCAGCACUCAGUGGUAGAGAGAUGAGCUCCAAGCACUCUUCCGACUGGAUCCCCUACAGUACCUUGGACGAUGAGGGCAGCAACCUCCGCCAACAGAAGCUAGACAGACAGCGAGCUCUCCUAGAGCAGAAGCAGAAGAAGAAGAGACAGGAGCCCCUGAUGGUGCAGUCCAACGUGGAUGGGCGGUCUCGUGCCCGCAAGACCAAGCAGUGUGAGGAGCAGGCUCCCCUGGUAGAGUCUUACGUCAGCAGCAAUAGGAGCACCAUCUACCACGUGCAAGAAGCUGAACAUGAGGAGGUGAAGGUGGUAGCGGACAACCAGGCUCCUCGCUCAGCCAAAAAGGGCAAGGCAUCGACCAGCUCCACCCCGCAGACAGGCAGCGGCAAGAAGGAGAGGAAGGGGAAGCACAAAGGACUCGAUGGGCCGGCGUCCUUCCAGGAAGAGGGCCAGAUCCAGAUCAUGACGGUGGGUCACUGGGCCGUGGAGGAGGGGAGUGAGGGAGAUGCUGUGAUCAGUGCUCAGCCACAGGGCAAGCAGGACCUGAGGGUCACCAUGCUUAAGAAAGGUAUUUCUAGUAGUAUGAACUUUGACGAAGAGGAGGAUGACGAAGAUGAAGUCAGUUCCAGUUCCUCUCAGCUCAACAGUAACACACGGCCAGGCUCUGCCACCAGCAAGAAGUCCUGCAAGGAGGCAGCCUCAGCGUCCACCCCUCCCGUCAGUGAGCCGGCCAUCGACGUGGACGACCUGGAAGAGUUCACCCUGAGACCAGCCCCUCAGGGGAUCACGGUGAAGUGCAGGAUCACCAGAGACAAGAAGGGCAUGGACCGAGGCAUGUACCCUACCUACUACCUCCACCUGGAGAGGGAGGAUGGGAAGAAGGUGUUCCUGUUAGCUGGAAGGAAGAGAAAGAAGAGCAAAACAUCUAAUUACCUCAUCUCCAUCGAUCCCACUGAUCUGUCUCGAGGGGGGGAGAGUUUCAUCGGGAAGCUGAGGUCCAACCUCAUGGGAACCAAGUUUACAGUGUAUGACAGUGGACAGAACCCUGGGAAGACAACCUCCAGCCUAGAGGCUACUAACCUGCGGCAGGAGCUGGCAGCUGUCUGCUAUGAAACCAAUGUUUUAGGGUUCAAAGGACCUCGUAAAAUGAGUGUCAUCAUUCCUGGAAUGAACAUGGACCAUGAGAGAGUCGCCAUCUGCCCACGGAAUGACCAUGAGUCUUUACUGGCGCGGUGGCAGAACAAGAGCACAGAGAGUGUGAUCGAGCUUCACAACAAGACCCCCGUGUGGAACGACGACACUCAGUCCUACGUUCUCAACUUCCACGGCAGAGUCACUCAGGCCUCAGUCAAGAAUUUCCAGAUCAUCCACGACAAUGACCCGGACUACAUUGUGAUGCAGUUUGGGCGGGUUGCGGAGGAUGUAUUCACCAUGGACUAUAACUACCCUAUGUGUGCCCUCCAAGCCUUCGCCAUUGCUCUCUCCAGCUUUGACAGCAAGCUGGCCUGUGAGUAGCAGCCACCCUCAGUCCUUUCCCUCCUGAGAAGCUACCUGCUCCAAACUGAAGGCCUACUCAUGGGCCUCCAUUAGUCCAUCAGUCCCCUCACCAAGGCCUUCAGUUAAUCCCGGGUCAUCAUGGGGACCCAACACUGUCCAAGAAUCCCCCCUGGAAUUUGCUUAAGCCGAGGAUGGUGUGGAGGCACAAACUGUCUGCAAGUGUGUCUGUGAGUGUGUGUAUGUGUUCUGGUGCUCCUUAGGAACCCUUCCAGCCUCUAUUCUGGAUAAGGAUAUGUCAAUCAGUGGACAGGACAAGCACAAAGACUAAUCCACUCUUGCAUCUUAAAGCUCAUUUUAAUAGAUCAUGUUUUAAAUUAAAUAUGUAACAAUGAAUCCUGUUACUUUAUGUAUCCGUUGUGGAAUUCUAACAUUUAUUUAAUCAUGAAUUACUUUUCAAUGAAUAACAUGUAUUGCAACAACAACAAAACAAACAACUGUUCAUCUUCAUGUUGAAUUGGUUGAAGGAGUUUCAUCGUAGUAAUUAACCCCCACAUCUUUUUUAUCUGCCACCUUUAACUUAUUCAAUAUUGGACUGGAAACCAUUAGGUUACAAAUUAGGAGCCAUUCAAGAUUGAAAACGUAAUUCGAAAGAUAAACCUCCUAACAAAUAACACUUUAACCUCAUAACUGUCACUAAUAUGACUCAUUUGAACAUCACAUAACAUUCACAUCCAUGUAUGUGUUUAUAUUGUUAUUUAUACGGAUCCACGACACAGGUAACUGACAAAAUAAAGGAAACACCAACAGAAAGCGUCUUAAUAAGGGGUUGGGUCACCACGAGCUGCCAGAACAGCUUCAAAGCACCUUGAUAUAGAUUCUACAAGUAUCUGGAACUAUACUGGAGGGAUGCGACACCAUUCUUCCACGAGAAAUUCCAUAGUUUUUUGUUUUGUUUAUGGUGGUAGAAAACGCCGUCUCAGGCGCCGCUCCAGAAUCUCCCAUAAGUGUUCAAUUGGG
This is a messenger RNA of Oncorhynchus gorbuscha (pink salmon), 3006 nucleotides long. RefSeq names its product TUB bipartite transcription factor (gene tub). Gene Ontology annotation, cellular component: cilium. The coding region runs from base 517 to 2007 and encodes 496 amino acids. Gene Ontology annotation, biological process: protein localization to cilium. The transcript has 12 exons. NCBI's taxonomy places the organism in Eukaryota, Metazoa, Chordata, Actinopteri, Salmoniformes, Salmonidae. The record is from RefSeq and is a predicted model, not a curated record.